UGAGCAGAUUUGCAUAGAGAAGGAAGUAAUCACACAAUUGUUUAUUAAAACGAAAUCAAAAACUUUAUUUCGUAUGUAGUUUGAACACAUUGAAAACUUGAACAAUGAUAUGAAGAUACACUAUGAAGUUUUUAUUUGUGAAGUUCGUAUUGGUGUUAUUUUCGUCAACACUUAUUGGGUACACGACAUCGCCGACAUUGACUCUGGAUGUACCUGAUGUCUUCGUCAACAGCAAUAUAACGUUUACCUGCUCAACGUCAACCCCGCCUGUUUCUGUUACCUGGUUCAAAACAGAGAAAGGAUCAGUAGUAGAGGAAAGGGUCAUUGCUCAAAAAUGGCUAAACGAAACACAACCAUGUCUUACUAACACCAAUACUAUGAAGUGUUACUGCUCUUCAUCACUUGUCUACUCGUGUUCUAUAAAUUCGGUGAAGGCAACACAUGACGGUCAAAGCUGGCGCUGUAAGGCUUUUGAUGGAAAUAUGCAAAUUGAAAGCAACGUCUUCACGCUCAGAUUAAUAUUACCUAUUACUUCAUUGACCAUUCUACCGGAGACGUCCAUUGCGUUCCCUGUGUUUAAUGCCGUGUCGAACUUCACAUGCAUCACGUCAUUGAGCCGGCCUUUGGCUAGUAUUCAAUGGUUCAAUGACAACAUAAACUUGACGUCCCUUGCUAUAUAUUCGCACAAUGAUAGCGUGGCAAGAAGUGAAUUGCGAUAUAUACCAAACGCAAACGGGUACAGUGGUGGAAAUAUAUCCUGCGUUGCAAAUUAUGAGUUCAAAUCCAUAAGUAAAGUUCUAACAGCUAAAAUGAUUAUUCAAGUACAGUUCCCCGUUUCUAAGCCAAUAGUGACUAUUAAUUAUGUAAGUAUAUCAACAGAUUUCGCAAUUAAAGAGGGCAGAAUGGUUACUUUGAAUUGUUCCUCCUACGGAUAUCCACAACCUUCUUAUAACUGGACUUACCCGGGUGGACGGUCGACCGGUACUCUUUUGAAUUAUGCAUUCACUCGAAAUAAAGGAAGCGUGUCAUGCAAGGCAUAUAAUGUAAUGCGCACAUUGGAUGGCUCAAAUAGCGCACAUGCUACAGAGAAGAAUAGCGAAAUUAAAAUAAAUGUAUUAUACCCUCCAGUCAUUACGAAGUUAUCAAGCAAUGACAAGAACUUAGAAAUAAUUGAUAGCACAAUAAGAGUACAGAGAGGUGAUAACAUCAACAUUGUCUGUACUUGUGACGCCAAUCCCCCGGCUACGGUAUUCUGGCGUGACCAACUGAGUGUUUCACCUAUAUUGACCGUCACAAGUGUACAGCAUGACGCUGUAUGGACUUGCCAAGCUACAAACUCUAUGACUGAAUUUGAUGGAGAAACAUCAACGUCUACUGUUACCAGAAACGUUUCCGCGAGAGUAUUAUAUGGUCCUGAUGUUCCUACAAUCACGUUUACAAUUCUACCAAACUCAACUUCACUUAAAUGCGGUAAAUGAAACAAUACAAGUAAUAGAAGGAAGUACAAUCAUAUGUAUGUGCUCCGUUGAUAGUGUUCCGAAAUCGACAUACUCCUGGGAUGCCGGAUACGAAGGGAAUAUUCUAACGAUAGUUAAUAUAACGCGAACAACGAACAUAAGAUGCAAUUGCACGGCAAAGAAUGUUAUGGAUACAUUAUUCAAAGGCAUAAUUAUUGGCAGUAACUAUUCCUUCGCUAAUCUUGAUAUACUCUAUGGCCCUGAGAUAAUAGCAUUGAGGUACAACAACGUCACACCAAUAGAGAAUGUUUUUAAAGUCAUUGAAGGAUGGUCGUUCACAAUAUUAUGUUCGGCCAGAAGUAAUCCAGCUUCUCGAUAUUCUUGGUUUGGUCCUGUAACUGGAGAAGGGGUGGUUCUGAGCAUACAAAAUGUGACAAGUGACAUGUACACAAAUGUAACUUGUAAAGCGGAAAACACCAUGGUAGAUAGUAUGGGGAAGUAUGUUUCCGGGAAUGCACGUGUAACGGUUUUAAUGGAAGUUCUAUAUUCGCCUGAUGUACGUUUACAGAACCAAACCGUGCUACUAAACACUUCUCUCACAGUUGUGUGCAAUUUGACUGAUGUUGGUAAUCCACCAGCCUCAAACUUUUUAUGGAUAAGGAA
Molecule: messenger RNA, 2120 nt
Organism: Dreissena polymorpha
Lineage: Eukaryota; Metazoa; Mollusca; Bivalvia; Myida; Dreissenidae
Product: nephrin-like
Exons: 8
Coding region: 123-1478 (451 amino acids)
Biological process (GO): cell-cell adhesion
Cellular component (GO): cell-cell junction
Molecular function (GO): cell adhesion molecule binding
Source: RefSeq, a predicted model, not a curated record